Molecule: messenger RNA, 2069 nt
Organism: Tinamus guttatus (white-throated tinamou)
Lineage: Eukaryota; Metazoa; Chordata; Aves; Tinamiformes; Tinamidae
Source: RefSeq, a predicted model, not a curated record
CUCACCAGGGUUGCUAAUCUUCCUCCUGAACUUUAGCUCAGCGGCUGGAAGUGAAGUCACGGGGUGUGGGUAGCGCCGGAGUGCUGAGAAGAUGACUUCCUCAGGUGCCCCAGGGGCCCGCAUGACAUCCACUGUCAGUAUCAACAUUUCUACUCCAUCCUUUUACAACCCGCAGAAGAAGUUUGCACCUGUGGUUGCCCCAAAACCCAAGGUGAACCCCUUCAAGACUGGGGGUGUAUCAGAGUCAUCAUUGCCACAGCCUCCUGGAGCUGGUGCCCAGCGUGCUCAGAUAGGGAAAGUGGGGGAAAUUCCAUCAGCUUCUACAUACAUGCUGGCAGAAGAGCUGCCACUGCCGCCGCCGCCUCCUCCAGGAGAUGAUGCAAGUCUUUCCUCGAACACUGCAUUUCCCCCGCCCCCACCGCCUUUUGAAGAGCCUUUUCCUCCAGCUCCAGAAGAUGUCUUUCCUUCUCCUCCUCCACCAAUGUUUGAUGAAGGACCUAUGAGCAAAGUACCUGCCCCACAGGUACGUGACAAGAUGAGCAGCAUUGAUCUUGAGUUUUCCUCACUGUCCGUAAUGUUGGAUGACAUGGAGAAGAAUGAUCCCUUCAAAUCCCGGGUAUCUCCAGGAUCCACAGGUUCUCUGGAGAAACAGUCUGCCCCAAAAGACCUGGUGGAAAUUUCAUCUGCACCCAAAGAUCCUCCUCGUUCCUUUCCACCCAAGUUCACUCCAAAGCCAAGUGGAAGCUUAUCUUCCAAGCCUCUUGAAGUGGAUGCGAUUCCUGCCCCAGCCCCAUGGGCAGCCCCACAGCAGCACAGAGAGCCCCCAGCACCAAUCCCUUCCCCCUCUUCUCUCCCUCCUUCUCAGCCUACCGCUAAAUACACCCCACCUCCUGUUGCUGGAUCUCCUAAGUCUGGGUCCAAGCCAGGUGCCAGCAUUCCCAUGACUCUGUCAAACUCUGUAAGAAAUCCUACCUCCCUUCAGACUCAGUUCACAGGUUCUUCCUCACGGUCACAGCCUCCCAAUUUCUCCUAUGCCCAGCAGCGGGAAAGACCCCAAGUACAGGAGAAGCCACGUCCUGCAGAACAGCCUGUUACUGCAAAAGACAUGCGUAGACCCACGGGUUCCAAUGCAGAUCCCCCUAGGGGAAAUUCUUCUCUGACCAUGAAGGAGGUAGAAGAGCUGGAGAUGUUGACUCAAAAACUAAUGAAGGAUAUGGAGCACCCACCUCCAGCAGAAACCACUACUUCUGAGCUCUGUGGCUUCUGCCGGAAGCCCCUAUCAAGAACCCAGCCAGCUGUGAGAGCCCUGGACUGCCUUUUCCAUGUGGAGUGCUUCACCUGCUUCAAAUGUGAGAAGCAGCUGCAGGGGCAGCAGUUUUACAAUGUGGAUGAGAAGCCUUUCUGCGAGGACUGCUAUGCUGGGACCUUGGAAAAGUGCAGUGUCUGCAAACAGACCAUCACAGACCGUAUGCUGAAAGCCACCGGUAACUCAUACCAUCCUCAGUGCUUCACUUGUGUGAUGUGCCACACCCCUCUUGAGGGGGCCUCUUUUAUUGUGGACCAGGCCAACCAGCCUCAUUGUGUGGAUGACUACCACAGGAAAUAUGCUCCACGCUGCUCAGUCUGUAGUGAGCCUAUCAUGCCAGAGCCUGGAAAGGAUGAGACAGUGCGUGUGGUGGCACUAGAGAAAAAUUUCCACAUGAAAUGUUACAAGUGUGAGGACUGUGGGAGGCCGUUGUCCAUUGAAGCAGACGAGAAUGGCUGUUUUCCACUGGAUGGGCAUGUACUGUGUAUGAAAUGUCACACUGCUCGUGCCAAAACAACACGCUGAGGCGCUUGGAGUGGGCAGAGCCAUUAAACCCCUCCACCCAAUGUUCUUCCCCCUCCCCACCACUGUCAUGCCCCUCUGCCUGGCAAGGGAGAUGCCUACCUUAUGGAGACCCUGCCAUUGCAGUACUUUCCUCAUGUAGGAUUCUCAUAGACUUCAGUCUGUGCACUUGCCAAGGAAGCACACUUACUCCAGUCUCUACCUUCCUGGCCACAGUGUAUUCCAAGCUGGGGACUGAGUG